AUGGUGUGGAGUGUGGGGGAGGUGCUAAACUGUACAGACUUUGUGAACUUGCUCAGAAAUGACUAUCUUUCUCCAGCCUAUGGCAUGGAGUCCUGCAUUGGUGUCCCUGGUAACCUGUUGGCUCUACUGGCUUAUAUAUUUUGCUUGUCAGAGUGGCAAAGCUGCAACAUUUACCUCUUCAACCUGGCAGUCUCCAACCUAGUUUUCCUCUGCACGCUGCCACGCCUCUCGUAUCUUUAUGCCAAUAAUCAAACAGAAACCCAACCUUUUGCUUGUGUUUUCAACCGCUAUGUCCUGCAUGUCAACCUGUAUUCGUCCAUACUCUUCAUGGUUUGGGUUAGCAUGGACCGCUUCCUGCUUGUAAAGUAUCCAUCACGGAACCACUACCUGCUGAGGGUGCGAACAGCUCUGAUAUUGACAGGACUGAGCUGGAUAGCAGUCAAUGUGGAAGUUGCUCCCAUGGUAGUGCUCAUGGUUCAGGACCUGCAGAGCAGAAACUGGAGUCUUUGCAAGGAUUUUGCCAGCCUAAAUGGAGAUAUGAAUUUACUAGGUUACAGCCUUGGUCUAACCUUGACUGGAUACAUUGUCCCUUUGUUGGCACUUUGUGGCUUCUCUCUUCAAAUUUCUCAACUGCUCCAAACUCAGGAAAAGGCUUUACAGCGCAGAACAACAUCCUACAAGAGACCUCUCAGGAUAGUUGCAGCAACUACAGCCAUGUUCCUUACUCUAUAUACUCCCUACCAUGUGAUGCGUAAUAUCAGAAUAGCAUUUAGGCAACCGUGGGCAGCAGGGAUGGAGCUUUGUAUAAAGACAUACUCAGAGGGCCUGUACAUCCUGAGCAGACCACUGGCUUUCCUCCAUAGCGCCAUCAAUCCUGUUUUUUACUUUUUUGUGGGUGAUAAGUUCAGAGAGCUCCUAAUUACUAAACUUAAAAAAAUGGUCAGAAGAACAGGAUAGCAAAUAAGAACAAUAAAACAGCAUAAAUGAACAACAAC
Molecule: messenger RNA, 995 nt
Organism: Betta splendens (Siamese fighting fish)
Lineage: Eukaryota; Metazoa; Chordata; Actinopteri; Anabantiformes; Osphronemidae
Product: succinate receptor 1-like
Exons: 2
Coding region: 1-957 (318 amino acids)
Biological process (GO): G protein-coupled receptor signaling pathway
Cellular component (GO): plasma membrane
Molecular function (GO): G protein-coupled receptor activity
Source: RefSeq, a predicted model, not a curated record